CUCUCCGCCCAGUGCGUGAGUGUGUGUGAGUGUGUGGACGGGAAGAUAACAGUGGAAACGGGGCAGGGUUUCGCCCGCACUUGAACGCAGCCCUCGACGCGCGCACGGUGCCACUUUCUCACUUUCUCCCCGUUUGCGCCGAUGUGAGACUUGGACUGCGCCGUCGUCUGUCCCCCCCUGUGCGCGCUCUUCUGCAGCAGACACCCGGCGGCGUUUGCCCAACUUCGGGAAGUGUGCGCCGUUUGCUGUGAGCGCCGCGGAAGGAGGAAUGCGCGGAUUUCUCGGCUGCUGCUCCUGCACGGUGUCGUCGUGACUCCGGCCGAUCUCUGCGGGGUUUGUUGUUGUUUUUCUUUGACAGUGACCAACAGACAUGCAGCACAACAAUGUGGACUUGCAGCGUCGCCUCUAACCGACUGUCUACCUGUGUCGAGGCGCGGCGCGUCGCGGCCCCCGCGCGGACGCGCCAUGGGUAACCGCCGUGCGUAACGCUGGCUCUCCAUGGAGGACUUCUUGGCGGAGGAGCCGCUCGCAUCGCGAUCCACACUCGGAGCACGGUGAGCGAUAACUUGAAUCAAAGAUGAGUCAAGAGCACGGCGGGAUAUCCCUGCAGGUGCCGAGCCUCAUCGGCGCUUGUCCCGGCAAAGAGAGAAGCGUUGGGGAGAGCGUCAUCAACAGUAGCGGUGCGGGAGAUGGAGGCGGCGGCGGCUCCGCGGUCCCCGCAGCCGGAACUUUCUGGCAGGACUCGGUGGUGAGCGGCGGCGGAGGCGGCGGCGGGUACAGCCCGACCUCCGGCGGCUGCCCGAUGGACGGCGGGGGCUUGCUGUCCACGGGGAAGACGUGCAAGAGCAGGCCGGUGACGGUGGCCUACGUGGUGAACGGCGAGGCCAGCCAGCAGAACAACGCGGAGAGCAUGGCCCUGCAGUGCCUGAAGGACGCGUGCGACGCGGCCGGCAGCCGGCUGGAGACCGUCAACUUUGGCAAACUGGAUUUCGGGGAAACCACGGUGCUGGACAGCUUCUACAAUGCCGACCUCGCCGUGGUGGAGAUGACGGACGCCUUCCGCCAGCCCUCGCUCUUCUACCACCUGGGCGUCCGAGAGAGCUUCAGCAUGGCCAACAACAUCAUCCUGUACUGCGACACCAACUCCGAGUCGCUCCAGUCCCUGCAGGAGAUAAUUUGCCAGAAGAACACUACGUGCUCGGCCAAUUACACCUUCAUCCCGUACAUGGUGACGCCGCACAACAAGGUGUACUGCUGCGAGGGCAGCCUGAUGAAGGGCCUGACGGAGCUGAUGCAGCCCAGCUUCGAGAUGCUGCUGGGGCCCAUCUGCAUGCCGCUGCUGGACCGCUUCAUCCAGCUGCUCAAGGUGUCGCAGGGCAACUCCCACCAGUAUUUCCGUGAGACGAUUCUGAGCGAAAUCCGAAAAGCUCGCGAGCUGUACACUGGCACGGAGCUGGCCGCCGAGCUGAGCCGAAUCCAGCAGCGGCUGGACAACGUGGAGUGCCUCUCUGUCGACAUCGUCAUCAACCUGCUGCUGACGUACAGGGACAUCCAGGAUUACGAGUCCAUCGUGAAGCUGGUGGAGACGCUGGAGAAGCUCCCGACCUUUGACCUUGUGGCCCAUCCCCAUGUGAAGUUCCACUACGCCUUUGCACUGAAUCGGAGGAACCUGCCCGGCGACAGACAGAAAGCCCUGGGCAUCAUGCUGCCCCUGGUGGAGGACGAGGAGAAGGUCGCCUCGGACAUCUACUGCCUGGUGGGACGGAUCUACAAGGACAUGUUCCUGGAGUCUCACUUCACCGACACGCAGAGCAGAGACAACGGCACGCUCUGGUUCAAAAAGGGGUUCGAGUCGGAGCCAACGCUGCACUCUGGCAUCAACUAUGCCGUUCUACUGCUGGCGGCCGGACACCAGUUUGAGACGUCGCUGGAGCUUCGCAAAGUGGGGGUGAAGCUGAGCAGCCUGCUGGGUAAGAAAGGCAGCCUGGACAAGCUGCAGAGCUACUGGGACGUGGGCUUCUUCCUGGGCGCCAGCAUCCUGGCCUGCGACAACACCAGGGUCAUCCAGGCGUCUGAGAAACUCUUCAAACUCAAAGCCCCCAUCUGGUAUCUGCGCUCGCUGGUGGAGACCAUCCUCAUAUACCAGCAAUUCAAGAAGCCCGGUGCGGAGCAGCCGGCGCCCAAACAGGAGCUGGUGGAUUUCUGGAUGGACUUUUUGGUGGAGGCGACCAAGAGAGACGUCUCCUCCGUCCGAUUUCCUGUGUUGAUUCUGGAGCCCACUAAAGUGUACCAGCCUUCAUAUUUGUCCAUAAACAAAGAUGUAGAUGACAACUUGGUGUCUAUCUGGCACGUUGCUCCUGACGACAAGCACAAAGGAAUUCACGAGUGGAACUUCAGCGCCACAUCAGUCCGAGGUGUCAGCAUCAGCAAGUUUGACGAGCGCAGCGCCUUCCUCUAUGUGCUGCACAAUGCCGAGGACUUCCAGAUCUACUUCUGCACGGAGAUGCACUGCAAAAGAUUCUGCGACCUGGUCAACAGCAUCACUGAGGAGACCUGGAAAGGUCCGGAGGAGGGAGACUGCGACAAUGACGCCUUAGAGUACGACUAUGAGUACGACGAGCUCGGAGAGAGGGUGGUUCUGGGGAAAGGCACGUUCGGGGUGGUGUACGCGGGCCGAGACCUCAGCAACCAGGUCCGACUGGCCAUCAAGGAAAUACCAGAGAAAGACAGCAGGUACUCUCAGCCGCUGCACGAGGAGAUCGCCCUUCACAAGCACCUGAAGCACAAGAACAUCGUCCAGUACCUCGGCUCCAUCAGCGAGAACGGCUUCAUCAAGAUCUUCAUGGAGCAGGUCCCCGGAGGGAGUCUGUCGGCGCUGCUGCGCUCCAAGUGGGGCCCGCUGAAGAACAACGAGUCCACCAUCGGCUUCUACACGCGACAGAUCCUGGAGGGGCUCAAGUACCUGCACGACAACCAGAUCGCCCACAGAGACAUCAAAGGUGACAACGUGCUCAUCAACACCUACAGCGGCGUCCUGAAGAUUUCCGAUUUCGGCACGUCCAAGCGGCUGGCUGGGAUCAACCCCUGCACGGAGACGUUCACAGGCACACUACAGUACAUGGCUCCGGAAAUCAUAGACCAGGGGCCCCGGGGAUACGGUAAACCGGCCGACAUCUGGUCCCUCGGCUGCACCAUCAUCGAGAUGGCGACCGGCAAGCCGCCUUUCUACGAACUGGGAGAACCACAGGCGGCCAUGUUCAAGGUUGGCAUGUUUAAGAUUCACCCGGAGAUCCCGGAGUCCAUGUCGCUGGAGGCCAAGGCCUUCAUCCUGCGCUGCUUCGAGCCCGACCCGGACCGGCGCGCCACCGCGCUCGACCUGCUCACCGACGAGUUCCUCACGGUCACCAGCCGCAAGAAGAAGGGCAAGGGCAGCUUCGCAGCUCUGUCACCGGGCUCAGAGUACCUGCGCAGCAUCUCCCUGCCGGUGCCCGUGGUGGUGGAGGACACCAGCAGCAGCAGCGAGUACGGCUCCGUCUCCCCGGACAACGACCUCAACACCAACCCCUUCAUCUUCAAGCCCAGCAUCAAGUGCUACAGCGAGAGGGAUGUCAAGGGGCCCAGGUCCCUCUUCCUCAGUAUCCCCGUGGAGAACUUCGAGGACCACAGCGCCCCUCCCUCCCCCGACGAGAAGGACUCGGGCUUCUUCAUGCUUCGGAAGGACAGCGAGCGGCGGGCCACCCUGCACCACAUCCUGACAGAGGACCGGGACAAGGUGGUGGCCAACCUGAUGGAGGCCCUCACUCAGGGCUCCGAGGAGACGAAGCUGAAGCCCCAGCACAUCUCCACGCUGGUGGUCAGCCUGGCCGACUUCGUCCGCAUGGCCGACAGGAAGAUCAUCGCCAACACGCUGUCGCAGCUCAAGCUGGAGCUGGACUUCGACAGCACCGCCAUCAGCCAGCUGCAGGUCGUGCUGUUCGGAUUCCAGGAUGCCGUGAACAAAGUGCUGCGGAACCACAACAUCAAGCCUCACUGGAUGUUCGCUCUGGACAACAUCAUCCGCAAAGCUGUGCAGACGGCCAUCACCAUCCUGGUGCCAGAGCUGCGGCCUCACUUCAGCCUGGCCUCAGAAAGCGACCCGGCCGACCAGGAGGACGUCGACGACGACAACGACGGCGAGCCGGAGAGAAGCUCCACCCACCAGAGCCGGGCGCCGCCCGUCGGCGCCCACGACGACACCGUGGCCACGUCGGGCGUCAGCACGCUCAGCUCCACCGUGUCGCACGAGUCCCACGCCGCGCAGCGCUCCGUGAGCAUGGAGCUGGGCCACAUGAAGCUGGAGACCAACAGGCUGAUGGAAGAGCUGCUGGAGAAGGAGAGGGAGUAUCAGGCCAUUCUGCAGCAGGUGCUGGAGGAGAGGGAGCAGGAGAUCAGACUACUGAGGCUGCGAUCUGAGCCCGCAGCAGACGUCCCCGCGUCGUCCUCGUCGUCCUCCGACGAGCUGACGAGUCGGACCGCAGAGAGACGCGAGGACCCGGAGCUGAGCGGCUGGCUGAGGCUCUACGGCGCCGACCAGGACGCCGUCGAAAAGAUACUGAAUGAGGAGUACACGUUGAACGACGUCCUCCACGAUGUGACGAGAGACGACCUGAAGAGUUUGAGACUGAGAGGUGGGAUCCUGUGUAAACUAUGGAAGGCCAUCACAGACUACAGGCAGAAGCCGACCUGAGGCCUUACUGUGCGUGGCAGCAACCACUCGGAGACGCCCCGGACUUCAGUCCCAGGGACGCGCAGUAUUUCUCUCCUUUACCUCAGUAUUUAUAAGAGCAGAGAGACUUUUCAGGAGACACGACCCGUGUUCGCCGCGCGAUGCGCACGGCAGCUCUCCUGUCCUCCGACAAAGACCCCGUCCCCCCCCGACCGGUGGCGUCGCAGUUUUGGAUGUGAGGUCAUUUCUGAAAAAAAGUCACUGAGAAGUGCCACUUGUCUCGUUAACGUCUGACGGACACGGCGCCGCUUUUUGUUACAGCUGCGAUACAAAAUGGAAGAUUCUACCAGUAAAACCUUAAAAAGAAAAUGUCAAAAUGUUUUCUCCUGUUUCUACGAAAUGUACGGUUUACAAGAACUGACCAUUUUCUAAGACAAGCCUGAGAUACAAAAUACUACAUUCAAAACCAUCUGUACUAAUAUAAAUUUUUUUUUAUCACAGGCAUCUCAUCACUACUUUAUUUAAAAUUGAUUUUUUUAAUUUAAUUGUGAUGGUAGUCUGAAGGAUGUCAGCGCAUGCCCUGUUUUGUUUAUUUUAAUUUUUUGUCUGUAUUCUGAGACUUAUUUAAUUUUUUGAUGUUUUUUGAUCCACAUUUCUUUUUAUAUCCCGAAUCUCCCAUUUUUAAUUUUUCAGAAACAUGUAAAUAUUGUUAUAAAAAUUAUAUGUGAAUCACAUUUAAGUACUUUGAAAAAAUAUAUAUAUUGAUAAACAUAGCCUAUAGUAGAAUCUCCACGUGGACCAGACCAAGUCUAUAAUGAACACGUGAAAGAUAAGUGGGUUAUUAUUAUUGUAUUUUCUAUUUGUCACGAAUCAUAGUUGAUAAUAUUCAGUUAGUAAGUAUCGUCACAUCAGAUCGUUUGCUCCCUUUUUAUUGUUGUACACUGACAAAAGUUGUGCUCGUGCGAUAACGAUCAUUCAGCCACGUUCACGUUGUGAUGAAAAUAUGAAAUGCAAAAUGGAGAGAACCUUGACUUUUUUUAAUUUUAUUUCAAAAUGUGAUGUCAGAAAUGGGGGGAAACUAAUCAUGAGCAGUGUUUCCAUUUUGUUUCACGUGUAAAAUGAUUCAAGUUAUUCGUGUGUCAUUGUUAAAAUAAAACUUUUCAUCUUGAAACUGUGAAA
Molecule: messenger RNA, 5884 nt
Organism: Scophthalmus maximus (turbot)
Lineage: Eukaryota; Metazoa; Chordata; Actinopteri; Pleuronectiformes; Scophthalmidae
Gene: map3k5
Product: mitogen-activated protein kinase kinase kinase 5
Exons: 30
Coding region: 578-4726 (1382 amino acids)
Biological process (GO): MAPK cascade; cellular response to stress; protein phosphorylation
Molecular function (GO): ATP binding; MAP kinase kinase kinase activity
Source: RefSeq, a predicted model, not a curated record